This is a messenger RNA of Chelonoidis abingdonii (Abingdon island giant tortoise), 2688 nucleotides long. NCBI's taxonomy places the organism in Eukaryota, Metazoa, Chordata, Testudines, Testudinidae. The record is from RefSeq and is a predicted model, not a curated record.
AAAAUAAACACAGGAGGAAGAAUUUAAAUUGAAGAAAGAAGAGGAAAUCAACAAUAUUAGAAUGCAUUAUGAGAAGAAUCUUCAGACUGAAAGAACUCUUAAAACACAGGCUGUGAACAAAUUGGCUGAGAUAAUGAAUCGGAAAGAUUUUAAAAUAGACAGAAAGAAAGCUAAUGUACAAGAUUUGAGGAAAAAAGAAAAAGAAAACCGAAAGCUACAACUGGAGCUUAAUCAAGAAAAAGAGAAAUACAAUCAGAUGGUAGUGAAAUACCAGAAGGAGCUUAAUGAAAUGCAAGCGCAACUAGCAGAAGAGUCAACAUAUAGGAAUGAGCUUCAGAUGCAGCUGGAUAGUAGAGAGAGUGAUAUAGAACAAUUGCGUAGUAAACUUUUGGACCUUCAGCAAGGAAUGGACUCUACCAGUGUUGCCAGCCUCCAGCCAGAUGAAACUGAUGGAAACCUUACAGAGUCAAGAAUUGAGGGUUGGCUUUCAAUACCAAACAAAGGAAAUAUAAAACGACAUGGCUGGAAAAAGCAGUACGUUGUGGUAAGCAGUAAAAAGAUUUUGUUCUAUAAUGAUGAAAAGGACAAGGACCUGUCCAAUCCAUCCAUGGUACUAGAUAUCGAUAAACUAUUCCAUGUCCGACCUGUAACCCAAGGAGAUGUAUAUAGAGCAGAAACUGAGGAAAUCCCUAAAAUAUUCCAGAUUCUGUAUGCUAAUGAGGGUGAAUGCAGGAAAGAUGUGGAAGGAGAACCAGCACAGGCAGUGGAGAAAACAAAUUUUCUAAAUCACAAAGGUCAUGAAUUUAUUCCUACAUUAUACCACUUUCCAGCCAACUGUGAGGCCUGUGCCAAACCCCUCUGGCAUGUCUUUAAGCCGCCCCCUGCCUUGGAGUGUCGAAAGUGCCAUGUUAAGUGCCAUAAGGAUCACUUAGAUAAAAAGGAGGAAUUAAUUGCUCCAUGUAAAGUGAGUUAUGAUGUAACUUCAGCAAGAGAUAUGUUAUUGUUGGCAUCCUGUCAGGAUGAACAGAAGAAAUGGGUCACGCAUUUAGUAAAGAAGAUCCCCAAGACACCCCCAUCCAGUUUCAUUCGUGCUUCCCCUAGAACUCUGUCUACAAGAUCGUCCACAAAUCAGUCUUUCCGAAAAGUUGUUAAAAAUGCUUCUGGGAAAACUAGGUCAAAAGAUUGUGGAUCUAUGGGGGAAAGUACCCUUUCAGAAAACUCAAGUUACUGCUAACCACAUGUACAGUACUUCAUGGAGUCUCAUGGGAUGCAGUCUGAGAAACUGGGCUUCUUCAACCACACAGAGCAGUGCAGACAGGCUGUUGUUCCUUUCAACACAACUAUCACAGGCUUCAGGGUUAAGAUUGCUGUUACUCUCUCCUUCUUGCUUUGGCACAAAAAGCGCACUGAGGGUGUUUUAUUGCGGGUUUGCCUAAAGGUAGAUUAGAUUAAUUAUUACUAUGUAAUGCAAGUUAAAGCAAAUAACGCUUAGCUAGGUGUAUGAAAAAGGUGCUGCCUUUUUGGAUUUAUAAGAAAAUGCCUGUCAAUCAUGAUGAAAUGCAGUCAACUUUCCUCAUAUCAGUGAGAGAAAAGGACUGUUUGGCCUGUGGAGAGGAUAUUUAUAUCAAAAUUAGUGCACAAACUUGAGCAGAGAAGGAAGAUAUCUCAAAAUGAGAAGAACAGAAAUUUCUUUGAAGAGUCUGAGUUGUGCUCUUGAACACUGCAGAACUAGCUUAAAAAUGAAGCCGUAUACUCACUUGAACUUCAAUGCCUUCACUGCAGAGCUCUUAACAGCGUUAAUGCUAAUCACCCAUAAUAGAGUGGAUCGAAGUGUUAAAUACUUUGCAUUAUGCUUUACAAAAUACUGAUUCAGAAAGUGUGUAAAGGGAUGGGGACAACAAGCAUUUAAUCUAUGCAUUUUUGCCAAGCCAUACUGAAUUAUUUUACUGUUAGAGGCAUUAGAAACUAACUACAAAAGAACUAAGUUUGGAAGCAUAUUUCGGGGGUACAUGAUUUCUGUAAUUGUAUAACAUAUUGCCUUACCGUUUUAAGUGAUAACGUACAUUAAGUUAAUAGACAUUUAAGAAAUGUAUGCACUGUUUGAAAUAUAAAUUAUUCUUAGAACACUUUUAAUGGGUGUUGCAUUGCCCUUUUAGUGCCUUAUUUUGAGAGAAUUGUAUUAUUGCCAUGUCAAUAAGCGUAGAAAUCUCAAAAACCUAUUCUGCAUCAGUAGUUUCUACUGAACUUUAAUUGGUUUAAAGUAUUGUAGAUGCUAGAUGCAUUUCCUAAAUUGAAUACGUUUGAAUGAAAACUCCUGUUACAGAGAGAGAAUUCUUAUUCAUAAGACGAGAUUUCUAGAAAAUGCAAAAACCAUGUAGCAGAAACAACAAUGAACAGUAUGCCUGUGAAACUUUAAAAAAUCCAGAUAGUUCAGGAAUUAAAGUAUAAAUGUUGUUAAACUCUUGCUUUGUAGCAGGGAUACAUUCAUGGUAUGGACAGUAUGGUUUUAUUUUAUUUUUAUUUUUUUUAACCAAAUACCUCCUCAGUAAUUUAUAAUGGCUUUGCAGUUGUGUAUUAAAUAAGAAGCACUGGAAAACUGAUUCGUCCUCAGGACGAUUUGCAUGUUUCAAGUGGUAUUGAAAGCCGCACUGAUGGAUAUGUAAUAAUAAACAUAUCUGUUAUUAAUAU